Xiphophorus hellerii (green swordtail) is the source of this 7111-nucleotide messenger RNA. It is a transcript of the gene tncb, whose product is annotated as tenascin Cb. Gene Ontology annotation, molecular function: protein binding. Gene Ontology annotation, biological process: regulation of cell adhesion; neuron projection development. NCBI's taxonomy places the organism in Eukaryota, Metazoa, Chordata, Actinopteri, Cyprinodontiformes, Poeciliidae. The transcript is spliced from 23 exons. The record is from RefSeq and is a predicted model, not a curated record. The coding region runs from base 385 to 5829 and encodes 1814 amino acids.
AGAGCAGUAGGUGGGAGUGGAGUCUGACUGCAGAGGGUCUUCUGUUUCAGAGAAAAGGGAGUUCUCUCAUUCACUCUCUCUCUCUCUCCCUCUCUGUCUGUCUGUCUCUCUCUCCUCACUGGCUGCAGCACAUCAGCCGGCUCUCUAGGUAGACGAGAGUAAACACUCAUAGAGAACAGAGAAAAGAUGACAGAGCUGUCAGCGCUCUGAGAGCCACGGAGCGGUGGGAACAUUUUCUCUUGACUGGCUGAGGAGGCUUUCUGCUUCCAUUUUCCCCCGUCAGCUGAGAGGCUGUGAGCGUUUUCUGCGAGAUCUAAAAGCAGAGCACAACCCUUUUACACUCAGUUGCUACCUUCUCUGAGGCUGCAGUCUACAGGUGUCACCAUGGGAACGAAUGGUUUCCUCUUGAGCUGGCUCACCACAGCCGUACUAAUCCAACUCUCCACCGCCGGCCUGGUCAUCCGCCACCGGAGGGAGACCCUGAUGCCCAAGAAAACCCAAGAGAACCUGACUCUCCCCCAUCCCGACCAGCCUGUGGUGUUCAACCACGUCUACAACAUCAACGUCCCCUCCACCUCCCUCUGCACGGUGGACCUCGACUCGUCUGGAGGGGGCGGUGUCAAGCACAAGAGCGCCUCGAUGGACAUGCAGAGCACCGAACACAUGGAGCACACGGUCGAUGGCGACAACCAGAUUGUUUUCACUCACCGUAUCAACAUCCCCAAACAAGCCUGUGGCUGUGACAACCAGCUGCCGGACAUCAAAGACAUCCUGAACAGACUGGAGAUGUUGGAGUCUGAGCUGUCUAGUCUGAGGGAGCAGUGCACCAGUGGAGCCGGCUGUUGUGGAGCUCAGGCUACAGGAGAGGUGUCCACAAAGCCAUUCUGUAACGGACGUGGAAACUGGAGCACGGAGACCUGCAGCUGCUCCUGCGAACCAGGAUGGAAGGGCCCCAACUGCACGGAGCCAGAGUGCCCCAAUGACUGCCAGGACCAGGGUCGCUGUGUGGAUGGGAGAUGUGAAUGCUUUGAGGGUUUCGGCGGGGAUGACUGUGGUGUUGAGCUCUGCCUGCUGGACUGUGGCGACUACGGCCACUGUGUUGAAGGGUCCUGUCUUUGUGAAGAAGGCUUCAUUGGCGAAGACUGUUCUCAGACGAACUGCCUUAACAACUGCCUGGGUCGUGGUCGCUGUGUCGACGACGAAUGCGUUUGUGAUGAGCCAUGGACGGGCUUUGACUGCUCUGAGCUCAUCUGUCCUAACGACUGCUUCGACCGAGGACGCUGCAUCAACGGAACCUGCGAAUGUGAAGAGGGGUUCACUGGAGAUGACUGUGGAGAGCUCAGCUGUCGUGAAAACUGCAGCAAACAUGGCGUGUGUGUGAACGGCCAAUGUAAGUGUCAGAUAAACUACGGUGGAGAGGACUGCUCAAAGCUUCUCUGUCCCCAAAACUGCAAUGAGAGAGGCCAUUGCUUUAAGGGGAAGUGCAUAUGUGAUCCUGGCUUUGAAGGUGACGAUUGCUCAGUUCUCUCAUGCCUUGACAACUGUAGCAACAGGGGUCAGUGCAUUAACGGAGAAUGCGUUUGCGACAUAGGAUACGAAGGGGAAGACUGCAGUGAGCUCUCCUGCCCCAACAACUGCCAAGAACAGGGCCGCUGUGUCGAUGGGCAGUGCAUAUGUAAGAAAGGCUUUGCAGGUGAAGACUGCAGUAUCAAGACAUGUCCCAAAGAAUGCCAUGGAAGAGGGGAUUGCGUAGACGGAAAGUGUGUGUGUUUUGUGGGUUUUACGGGAAAAGACUGCAGCGAACUGACCUGCCCGAAUGACUGCUUGGACCGCGGUCAUUGUGUGGACGGCCAGUGUGUUUGCCACCAGGGUUUCACUGGUGAGGACUGCAGUGAGAAGACAUGCCCCAAGAACUGCCACAACAGAGGCCGCUGUGUAGACGGUCAGUGUGUUUGCCACCAGGGUUUCACAGGCGAAGACUGCCAUGAAAAGACAUGCCCUGAGAACUGCCACGACAGGGGGCGCUGUGUGGACGGCCAGUGCGUUUGUCAGGAAGGGUUCACAGGCGAAGACUGCAGUGAGAAGACGUGCCCGAAGAACUGUCAUGACAGAGGCCGCUGUGUAGAUGGCCAGUGUGUUUGUCAGGAAGGUUUCACAGGCGAAGACUGCAGUGAGAAGACGUGCCCGAAGAACUGUCAUGACAGAGGCCGCUGUGUAGACGGCCAGUGUGUUUGUCACCAGGGUUUUGUUGGCGAAGACUGCAGUGAGAAGACGUGCCCUAAGAACUGCCUAGAGAGAGGUCACUGCAGAGACGGUGUCUGUGUAUGUUAUGAAGGUUUCACAGGGCUGGACUGCUCUGCGCUGAGCUGUCCAGAAGACUGCCACCACCAGGGGCGCUGUGAAAAUGGAGUAUGCAUCUGUGACGAAGGCUUCAUGGGAGAGGACUGCUCUGAAGUCUCGCCACCCAAGGACCUCACUGUUGUGGAGGUGACUCCUGAGACAGUGGAUCUAUCCUGGGAGAAUGAGAUGCGAGUGACAGAGUACCUGAUCACCUACGUGCCCACGGCCCCUGGCGGUCUGGAGCUCGACAUGCGGGUGCCUGGGGACCAGAAGGAGGCCACCAUUCAGGAGCUUGAGCCUGGUGUGGAGUACCUGAUCAGCGUCUUUGCUGUACUCAGCAACAAGAAGAGCGUUCCUGUCAGCGCUCGCGUGGCAACACAUCUCCCUGAGCCCGAGGGUCUUAAGUUUAAGUCAGUUCGAGAGACGUCAGUGGAAGUGCAGUGGGACCCCCUGGAUAUCCCAUUUGAUGGAUGGAACCUCAUCUUCAGAAACACAAAAGAGGAGGAUGGUGAGAUUCUCAACUCCCUCGGCCGGCCGGAGACCACCUUCGAGCAGUCGGGUCUGGGUCCAGGCCAGGAGUACGAGGUCAAACUGGAGGUGGUGAAGAACAAAAAGCGUGGGCCGCCUGCUUCGAAGAGCAUCGUCACAAUGAUCGACGCCCCCGGCCAGGUGGAUGUGCGAGACGUGACGGACACCACGGCACUGGUCACCUGGUUCCAUCCUGUGGCCCACGUGGACGGGGUCAGCGUCUCAUUCGGGCCCAGCCUGAACCCAGCGGAUCGCAACAUGGUGGAGCUGUCAUCUGCUGACACCCAGUACCACCUGGCUGGCCUCAGCCCUGAUACGCAGUACGAGGUGUCUCUGACGGCAAAGAGAGGGGAGCAGAGCAGCAUACCUGUGUAUGACUCCUUCCUCACAGACCUGGAUGCUCCCAGAGACCUUCAGACGGUGGAAAUAACAGAUGAGAGCAUCACUCUGGAGUGGAGGAACAGUAAGGCUCAGGUGGACCAGUACCGCAUCAAGUACGGCCCGCUGUCUGGAGGCGACCAUGGAGAACUGCUCUUCCCGCCCGGAGCCAGGGACUCCACCCAGGCCAAAAUCGCCGGCCUGAGACCGGGGACAGAGUACGGGAUGGGAGUAACCGCGGUGACAGAUGAGCGGGAAAGUCUGCCCACCACCACCAACGCAGUCACAGCCCUGGACGCCCCCAGAGACCUGACUGUAGCAGAGGUGACAGAGACCACCAUGAUGCUGGAGUGGAAGCGGCCACUGGCCAAGCUAGACUCCUACCGGCUGGUCUACGUGUCGGCUGACGGUCAGAGGGCUGAAGACUCGGUCCCCGGCGGCUCAGAGUCUCACACCCUGCGGGGCCUGAACCCCGGCAUGAUGUACACCGUCAGCGUCACCGCCGAGAGGGGCCGCAGGAGCAGCGCGCCCGCCUCUGUCUCAGCUGCCACAGCGGAGGAGAAGCCGGCGGUGACCAACGUCACCGUCAGCGACGUGUCGUGGGAGAGCUUCCUCCUGUCCUGGUCUGCUGACGACGGGGCGCACGACGCCUUUCUGAUCGAGGUUACCGACGCGGAGACGGGAGCCGAGUGGCAGAACCACACGGCGCCCGCAGACGCUCGCAGCCUCGUCGUCUCGGGCCUCUCCCCCGGCACCUGGUACAAGGCCGCCCUGUACGGGGUUCACACCGGGGUGCGCUUAGAGCCUGUGUUUGCAGACACCAUCACAGAGACUGAACCGGAGGUGCAGGCUCUACAAGUCUCCAGCAUCACUCCAGAGAGUUUUGUGCUGGCCUGGACGGCCGAGGAGGAUGCCUUUGACACGUUUGUCCUGAUGCUCAGCGAGGCAGAAGACCCAGGCCAACCAAGAGAGGUGGUGCUGGGCGGCGAGGAGAGAAAUGUCACUAUGAGCGAUCUCACAGAGGACACAGAGUACACCGUUGAGAUCUUUGGGCUCAUUUUGGGAAGACGCUCCAAGUCUGUAAGAGAGGGGGUGAGAACAGACCUGGGCUCACCAAAGGGCAUCCGCUUCUCCGGAGUGACCGACACGUCGGCCACCGUUCACUGGCUGACUCCAAGAGCUCGGGUGGACAACUACCAGGUCACCUACAUGCCUGCCCAUGGAGGUGUUGCGAAGACGCUGACGGUGGACGGCUCGCAGUCGCUCACCCUGCUGCCCAACCUGACGCCUGGGGUCACCUAUGAGGUCACCAUCGUUGCCGUGAAGGAACAGAGGGAGAGUGAGCCUGGCUCUGACAGCGUCACCACAGCUCUGGAUAAGCCCCGUGGACUGACUGCAGUCAACAUCACAGACACUGAGGCCCUGCUGCUGUGGCAACCCGCCAUCGCAACUGUAGACGGUUAUGUCAUCACAUACAGCGCAGAUUCUGUGACUCCAGUGAUGGAGCGUGUGUCUGGAAACGUGGUGGAGUUUGAGAUGAGCUCGCUGAAGCCAGCUACGUUCUACACUGUGAAGGUCUACGCCGUGAGGGACUUGGCCAAGAGUGCAGCCACCACAACAGAGUUCACCACAGAUGUAGACGCUCCUCAGGACCUGGCAGCCACCAACAUCCAGACGGAGAGCGCCAUGCUCUCCUGGAAGCCUCCCCGGGCCGACAUCAGCGGCUACCUCCUCCACUUCGAGUCUGCUGUCGGGACCAUCCACGAGGUGGUCCUGAGCCCCACUGCUGUGUCGUACAACAUGGCCGACCUCAGCGCAUCGACAGAAUAUUCAGUGAAACUGGAAGCUCUCGCUGGUCCCAAGAGGAGCCAAGUCAUCUCUACCGUCUUCACCACUACCGGCGUGCUGUACAGACACCCCAGAGACUGCUCACAGGCCCUGCUGAACGGCGACGCCUCAUCAGGCAUGCACACUAUCUACCUGGGUGGAGACGAGAACCAACCGCUGCAGGUCUACUGCGACAUGAGCACCGACGGCGGCGGAUGGAUCGUUUUCCUGCGACGUCAGAGUGGCAGACUGGAGUUCUUCCGCAACUGGAAGAAUUACACGGCUGGUUUUGGUGACAUGAGCGAUGAGUUCUGGCUUGGUCUGUCCAACCUGCAUAAGAUCACAUCUGGAGGCCAGUACGAGCUGCGGGUCGACCUGAGAGACAAGGGAGAGAUGGCCUUCGCUCAGUACGACAAGUUCUCCGUCUCAGAACCUCGGACCCGCUACAAAGUCCAUGUGGGAGGAUACAGUGGCAAUGCAGGUGACUCUAUGACCUACCACCACGGCCGUCCGUUCUCCACCUACGACCACGACAACGACAUUGCCGUGACCAACUGUGCUCUGUCCUAUAAGGGGGCCUUUUGGUACAAAAACUGUCACCGGGUCAACCUGAUGGGUCGCUACGGAGACAACAGCCACAGCAAGGGCGUAAACUGGUUCCACUGGAAAGGCCACGAACACUCCAUCGAGUUCGCCGAGAUGAAGAUCCGUCCGUCCAACUUCAGAAAUCUGGAGGGAAGGAGGAAACGGUCUUAAAUGACCCGGAGAACACCGCCUCCACCACCACAACCAUCAUCAUCAACAACAAAACACUACUACAUCUGUGUGUGCCCCUCCACCUGUCCAACACGUUCUCCACACGCAACAAUCCUGCAGCAACCAAAGCCUUCAACAAGACCCCUCCAAACACAGCAUACCUCCCCACCCCAUUACCCACCCCACACAGGUCUGCCCGUUAAAGAUGGUUGUUAAUGCAAAAAAAAAUGCAUUUUAAUUUCCUUCCACAUAGCGUCUACUCCCACACCAAAGACAGUAACUCCACCUCAGCAGUUUCUAACCCACUCAGUCAUCCUGCUGCGUUAGCGGGGAGGUGCACCAACAACUCGGGCAUUACGAUGUGCAGAGUCAUCGACAACCGGCUCUCAUCACGCUCACGCAUCUGGAGUCUUACGCAACAGAACUGUAUGUUUACAUCACAGUUUGGGUGAUUCAUUCUGCUGCUUGUGUAAAACUGUUCACGUCUGAUUCACACAUCUGAAAACAGAUAUUUGUCGGACCACACAGAGCUUCACCUGACUCGACAUCUGUUUGUCUUCAUGUGACGUUAACUAAAUCAGUUUCAUUUCAUUCCUCCCAGAGAACCUGCUACCCCUCCCUGCCCCCAGCAGCCAAAAAAUAAAAAAUGAAAAAUGAAAACAAAAAAAACAAUCAUGAAAAAGGUCUCCUCCCAUUUCCUCAAGAAAGGCAACAACGGUUCUGCUCCUGACCUGGCCCCCUGCAGGCGGCACGCUGCAACUACAGUAUUCUGCUUGAAACUAGCUGAAGAACAGAGGAAGAAGUAGUUUUUUUUUCUAUCAUGAAUCUGAGGCAGGACCUAUCACUCAGUAUAUAAUGGCAAGCGGUGAUUACAUUUUUUUUUUGUUGUAUCUUUUUUGAAAAAUGUGAAUAUAGUACUUAUAUGUGGAUCAAGAGAAUGUUUUUGUGAUGCUUGAAACGUAAACAUUUUAAAAAGGCCAAUUUUAAUUAAAUUUCAGUGUUCAUAGUAAAGUCUCCAUGAUUCUUUUGGAUAUUAAAAAAAAAAAAAAAAAAGAUUAGUGUUUGGACCGGCCAAAACUAGUAAACUAGUUAAUCUUUGUACCCUUCCAGCGCCCCAAACCCCUCCUGCUUUUGCAGGAUACUAAACCACUGACCUUCUAAAGAAUGCCUGUGUAAAUUAAGUUUGUUUUGAUUGUUUCGUCUGUUUAGAACCGGGUGAACUACAGGUGUGUCUCUGUAAACUGUUAAAGAAUAAAACCGUCUGGUUGAAAGACAAAUUUGA